This is a messenger RNA of Chaetomium globosum CBS 148.51, 1449 nucleotides long. RefSeq lists its product as uncharacterized. The record is from RefSeq and is a predicted model, not a curated record. The transcript is spliced from 5 exons. Gene Ontology annotation, cellular component: membrane. The coding region runs from base 1 to 1449 and encodes 482 amino acids. Gene Ontology annotation, molecular function: transmembrane transporter activity. Gene Ontology annotation, biological process: transmembrane transport. NCBI's taxonomy places the organism in Eukaryota, Fungi, Ascomycota, Sordariomycetes, Sordariales, Chaetomiaceae.
AUGUCUGCCGAAGUAACCGGCAAGGCGCCGGACGCCAGCGUACCGGUGCCGCAGAAAGAAGAUGGCCCUGAAGUGGGCGGUCUCGACACGAAACUAAAACUCAAGGAUGAGUCCGAACCGCCCUCAGGAUCCGAGCUAGGGGAGGUUGAGUCAGGCACCAUCGACGAGAAAGCCCUGCUCCGCAAGCUCGACUGGCGGUUGAUUUCCAGCCGUGGGAGUCUUGUAUCUGCUUUCCUUCCUCGACCGCAGCAAUGUUGGCAACGCGGCGUACGCUGCAACAUCAUCCUGAAAAGGACAACGCCUCGCUUCUGGCUGCCCACCCUGACCGCUCUGUGGGGUGUGGUGGCAACCCUUAUGGGUAUUGUUCAGAACUUGACAGGCUUCUUCAUCGCCCGAUUCUUCCUUGGUGUGACCGAGUCCGGCCUUUUUCCCGGAGUAGUGUACUACUUCUCGAUGUGGUAUCAGAGACGGGAAAGACAGUUCCGCAUAUCGCUGUUCUUCGGCGUUGCCGCGUUAGCAGGCUCUUUCGGAGGUAUCUUGGCCUAUGGAAUCGGGCAUAUGGCCGGUGUGGUGUGGGAAAACGGCUGGCGUUGGAUUUUCAUUCUCGAAGGUAUCGCCACGGUCCUAGUGGCCAUUGCGGCUUACUACUUCAUCCACAACUACCCCGAGACGGCCGACUUUCUUACGGAAAAUGAGCGCACCUUCAUCCGCAACCGCUUGUCCUCGGAUAGUGAUGCGACCCGCGACGAGCGUUUCACGUGGGACAACGUCCUCAAGGCGCUGCGUGACCCCAAGAGCUGGCUGUACGGGCUGAGCUUCCACGGCAUGAGCCUUCCGUUGUACACAUUCUCGCUGUUCCUGCCCACCAUCAUCAAGGAUCUCGGCUACGAAGCGGCCAACGCACAGCUCCUCACAAUCCCGCCCUACGCAUUCGCCUUCCUCACCACCAUCGGCGUGGCCAUCCUCUCCGAACGCACCGGCCACCGCGCCAUCCCCAUCAUCGGCUCGGCGCUGUUCGCCAUGAUCGGGUACAUCAUCCUCCUCACCAACUCCGACCCGUCCCACCGGCCGGGCGUCUCGUACCUGGGCACCUUCUUCGCCGCGGGCGGCAUCUACCCGGCGACGGCGCUCGCCCUGUCGUGGCCGGCCAUCAACGUCUCGGGCCAGACCAAGCGCGCAGUCGCCAACGCCAUGCAGAUCAGCAUCGGAAACUGCGGCGCCGUGAUCGGUACCCAGCUGUAUCGGUCCGGCGACGGCCCGCGCUACUUUGUCGGCCACAGUUUUGCUCUGGGAUACCUAUUGUUUGAAAUCGUUGUCUCGGUGAUAUUGUACUACAUGCUGAAGAAAGAGAACGAGAGGCGGGAGGCCAUCAUACCGGAAGUGAAGGAGGUGGGAGAAUUGGAAGACUGGAGCGGCGAUGAGGACCCAAGAUGGCGAUUCCAGUACUAA